Cercospora beticola is the source of this 962-nucleotide messenger RNA. RefSeq lists its product as uncharacterized. Lineage: Eukaryota; Fungi; Ascomycota; Dothideomycetes; Mycosphaerellales; Mycosphaerellaceae. The record is from RefSeq and is a predicted model, not a curated record.
GUGCGCUUCGCCACACUCGAAUCUCAUACAAGUGCUGCCUUCACCCCCACCUCGCUAUACUCCCUCCACACCACGCUAAUUUCUUUAUUUGACCGCUCGCUUAGAUCUACGCUCAGCAAUCUCUCGACAUAAGACACCCAAGAUGGUCCAGUCUUCCGGCUCAACCAUGUACGAGAAGCCCAGAGAUAGCGAGCAGACACUGCCGCGUUACUCUGUCGACGGGCUUGAAUCCGGAGCGCCUCUAAUUCCUGGUCAAGAAGAAACACAGCGGCCCCAGCUCACCCUGCCAGAGGAGAACGACACUUCCGACGUAGUCCGAGCCUUUCUUCGCGAUAUUCUAAUUACAUGCAACUACGCCGACGACAAAGAAGCUGAGCAAAUUGCUGCAAAAUGGAAAAUGGGCAAGGGCAAGGAGCUUCGCGCUGAAUCGCCUCAUCUUUUCCGCUCCAUCCUUGGCGAUGAGGCCGGAUGGAUUCUAUACAAGGAAGUCCAAGUUCAGAAGCAUCUCGAGAAGGAGACGAAGAAGCCGAGCAUGGCGCAGAGCACCAAAGUUGCAAUCGCCGCACUGGUUGAUAUCGCCAUCUUCCUCGCCCUCCUCUACCCGACAUUCACUUUCAGCUCAGCGCUCGUGGGCCUAGUUUUCAUACUGUGGUUCUUCGGUAUCAUGAUCAUGCUGGUCCCGAUUGCCAUAGUCGCUGGCACCAAGUCAGAUGUCAAGACUGCUGAGAAAAAUGCCGAAGGCGCUCUCAGGACGUCGUAUCGUUCAUACUGCACAGGUCACUAAUUGGUAGCGCUGGAAGCCCCGCCAUCAGUAUUAUUGGACAUAUACACAUUAAAAUGCUAGAGUAUCUGCUCGCGAGAAUAUUGAAGCCGAAUCUUCCGCCGUAGACAAUAUGGCUUCCAGAUCAUCGUCGAUAGUAGUCAAACUGGAAGCGUCAUCUGUCUCCCAAUGUAUAGUGGCU